Molecule: messenger RNA, 1482 nt
Organism: Brienomyrus brachyistius
Lineage: Eukaryota; Metazoa; Chordata; Actinopteri; Osteoglossiformes; Mormyridae
Gene: sec22ba
Product: SEC22 homolog B, vesicle trafficking protein a
Exons: 5
Coding region: 122-769 (215 amino acids)
Biological process (GO): endoplasmic reticulum to Golgi vesicle-mediated transport; retrograde vesicle-mediated transport, Golgi to endoplasmic reticulum; vesicle fusion with Golgi apparatus
Cellular component (GO): endoplasmic reticulum-Golgi intermediate compartment; SNARE complex; endoplasmic reticulum membrane
Molecular function (GO): SNAP receptor activity
Source: RefSeq, a predicted model, not a curated record
GACGUGAUAGUGAGUGGCAAUUCCGGCCAGCUCAGCGCCUUCACGCUGUCGAUCCAGCAGUGUAGCUGGGUUUGCUGGCUCCAUUCGGCUCUGUCCCUUUGGAACCAGAACACGGUCCACAAUGGUUCUGCUGACUAUGAUUGCCCGGGUGGCGGAUGGGCUGCUCCUUGCUGCCUCGAUGCAAGAAGAUGAACAGUCGGGUCGGGACCUGCAGCAGUAUCAGAGUCAGGCCAAACUGCUCUUCCGCAAGCUGAAUGAGCAGAGCCCUAAUCGGUGUACGCUGGAGGCCGGAUCCGUGGUAUUCCACUAUGUGAUCGAGCAGGGAGUGUGCUACCUAGCACUGUGUGAAGUAGGAUUCUCCAAGAAGCUGGCCUUUGCCUACCUGGAAGAUCUUCAGACAGAGUUUCAUGAGCGGCACGGGAAGAAGGUCCCCACGGUCUCCCGGCCGUACUCCUUCAUCGAAUUUGACACAUACAUCCAGAAGACAAAGAAGUCGUACAUUGACAACAGGGCGCGUAGGAACCUGGGCAACAUCAACACGGAACUGCAGGAUGUACAGCGAAUCAUGGUGGCUAACAUAGAAGAGGUGCUUCAACGUGGAGAGGCCUUAUCUGCUCUGGAUUCCAAAGCCAGCAACCUGUCCAGCCUCUCCAAGAAGUACCGCAGUGACGCCAAGUACCUGAACACGCGGUCCACAUACGCCAAGCUGGCUGCCGGCGCCGUGGUCUUCAUCACCAUCAUCAUUUACGUUCGCUUUUGGUGGCUGUAAGCUGUAAGUCACCAAAAGCUGUACAUCAGACUGAUGUAAUUAGCUGUAUUAUAUGAAUGUUUUUCUACUAACAGCUUACUCAGACAUCCCUGUAAGUGUUGGUCUACCUGAAUAUGUGCAAAGUAGUUUUUUUUUUUUUAGGGGUAGGUUGUUCUUAUGUAAACAUCAGUCUUUGAAAAGCAGAAUAAUUUACUUAAGUACAUUCCACACUGUACAGUUGUCUGAAAUCACCAGAUAGACCAAUCCUUUUAAUGUAAUGGUGGGGGGUAAAUGGGGGGGUGGUUUGGGCUGCUUUUCUGUGUUCGAUUUCAUCCAGUGUCCAGAAUCAUCAUGAAGAAUCGUUAUGAUCUUUAAUUCACAAUGUAAAUCGUUUUAUUUUAUAAACAUUUUAUGUAUUUGGGGUUAAAAAAAAACUUGUUGGAUAAUGGGGAAAAAAGUUAAUUUCUUGCACAAGCUGCUAUCCUCAAACUUUCUGCCUGACAUUUUAACACUUGCGCCACACACACACACACAUUCCGCAUGUUCCGGGUGCUAGGAAAGGCCGGAACGGCCUUCCCCUCUACACCACAAGGUCAAAGUCAUCUCUCUGGAAAUGAAAAUACAAAGAGCACGUGUCACAGAAUCGCAGGGAUGCAUUAAUUCUGUUGCUUUUACUCAAAGUGUGGCUGUUGUCUCCGAUUCAGUCUGGCGUUUUAUUAAAGCAACCAAAGGUA